Chenopodium quinoa (quinoa) is the source of this 901-nucleotide messenger RNA. Its product is annotated as peptidyl-prolyl cis-trans isomerase 1. NCBI's taxonomy places the organism in Eukaryota, Viridiplantae, Streptophyta, Magnoliopsida, Caryophyllales, Amaranthaceae. The transcript has a single exon. The coding region runs from base 80 to 595 and encodes 171 amino acids. Gene Ontology annotation, molecular function: peptidyl-prolyl cis-trans isomerase activity. Gene Ontology annotation, biological process: protein peptidyl-prolyl isomerization; protein folding. The record is from RefSeq and is a predicted model, not a curated record.
CUUCCACCACAACAAACCCUAAGUCAAUCAAAAAAAUCAUCAAAACCCCAAAUUAAUCGAUUUCUCAAAACCCUAGAAAAUGUCGAACCCAAAGGUCUUCUUCGACAUGACAGUUGGCGGCGAACCCGUCGGAAGAAUCGUGAUGGAGCUUUUCGCCGACGUCGUUCCCCAAACCGCCGAGAAUUUCCGUGCUCUUUGCACCGGCGAGAAGGGCGUCGGCCGUAAAGGCAAGCCACUCCACUACAAGGGCUCCGGAUUCCACCGUGUGAUCCCAAAAUUCAUGUGUCAAGGUGGUGAUUUCACCGCCGGAAAUGGCACCGGAGGUGAGUCAAUCUACGGUGAGAAAUUCGCCGAUGAAAACUUCAAGUUGAAGCACACUGGUCCCGGAAUCCUUUCCAUGGCUAACGCUGGUCCCAACACCAACGGGUCACAGUUCUUCAUCUGCACUGAGAAGACCGAGUGGCUCGAUGGCAAGCACUGUGUGUUCGGUAAGGUGAUUGAAGGUAUGGAUGUUGUUAGAACCAUCGAGAAGGUUGGAUCUGGAAGUGGAAAGUGUGCUAAGCCUGUUGUUAUUGCUGAUUGUGGUCAACUUUGAGGAGAUUUGAUCGUAUCAUCAUCAUCUUCACCUUUAACUAUCGUUUGGUCUGAUCUUAGAUGUUAGAUCUGAUCUUCGUCUAUCUAUCUGUCUAAUCUGUUAGUGAAAUAAUAUGGGUUGUUUUUUUUAGGGUUUUAGGAGAAGGAAAGUUUGAGAGAAGAGGAGAGAUAUUGUGAUUUUUAUUCAGUUUUUUUUAUUCUGUGUUUUUCGUUUGUGUUAUGGUGUUGUUUGAUGAUGAUCAUGUUUCUCUUCUUAGGGCAUUUGGGUUAAUAAUGAAAAUUAUCUAGUUUAAUCUUCAUUUCUCUA